Messenger RNA from Tachyglossus aculeatus (Australian echidna), 2331 nucleotides. RefSeq names its product ATCAY kinesin light chain interacting caytaxin (gene ATCAY). NCBI's taxonomy places the organism in Eukaryota, Metazoa, Chordata, Mammalia, Monotremata, Tachyglossidae. The transcript is spliced from 13 exons. Gene Ontology annotation, biological process: apoptotic process. Gene Ontology annotation, cellular component: cytoplasm. Bases 346 to 1551 code for a protein of 401 amino acids. The record is from RefSeq and is a predicted model, not a curated record.
AAUACCUUGGAGGCAGGGCACAGAGCAGACAGCAAUGGUAGAGGACUGGCAGCAGCAGCAGCCUUAGCAGAAUACAAAUAACUACCAUCAUUUCCCAAACAAAAGAGCCACUCUGCGAUUGUGGGGAGGCGUUUUUGUGGGUGACCCAUGCAGCCACACUUUACUAAGACAAGAAAACAGUUUCCCUCUGCGUUUGUAUUGAAAAACCACCAUUCUGAGAUGCCUUUAUAGAUCAAGGAAUGCACAACUGGAUUACUGAAGGGCUCUUCUUUGUUCCCUGGUAAAGAGAAGAGACGGGCAGACGACCACUUUCUUUCUCCAAGUGUCAUCCCUUCAAGCACCAUAAUGGGAACUACAGAGGCCACGCUUCGGAUGGAAAAUGUGGAUGUGAAAGAGGAAUGGCAGGAUGAAGAUUUCCCCAGACCUCUUCCAGAAGACACAGGGAUGGAAUCCCUCGGCAGCCCCACCGAAGACACGUCCUCUCCGCCGAACACCUUAAACUUCAAUGGGGCGCAUCGCAAACGAAAGACUCUUGUAGCCCCUGAGAUUAACAUUUCCUUGGACCAAAGUGAGGGUUCCAUGCUGUCUGAUGACUUCCUGGACACCCCCGAUGAUCUAGACAUCAACGUGGAUGACAUCGAGACCCCAGAUGAGACAGAUUCCCUGGAAUUCUUGGGAAAUGGCAAUGAGCUGGAAUGGGAAGAUGAUACCCCAGUAGCCACCGCUAAGAACAUGCCUGGAAACAGUGCGGAUCUCUUUGGAGACGGGGCAGCUGAAGAAGGUAGUGCCACCAACGGGAGACUGUGGAGGACGGUAAUAAUCGGGGAACAGGAACAUCGAAUCGACCUGCAGAUGAUCAAACCCUACAUGAAGGUGGUGACCCAUGGAGGGUACUACGGUGAAGGCCUGAAUGCCAUCAUUGUCUUUGCAGCCUGCUAUCUUCCAGACAGUAACUCGGCAGAUUACCAUUAUAUAAUGGAAAAUCUCUUCCUGUACGUGAUCAGCAGUUUGGAGCUGCUGGUCGCUGAAGACUACAUGAUUGUGUAUCUGAAUGGCGCUACACCCCGUCGGAGGAUGCCAGGGAUUGGCUGGCUGAAGAAAUGUUACCAGAUGAUUGACAGGAGACUACGGAAAAACCUGAAAUCAUUAAUAAUUGUACAUCCCUCUUGGUUCAUACGGACAGUGUUGGCUAUCUCCAGACCCUUCAUCAGUGUGAAGUUUAUCAAUAAGAUCCAAUAUGUACACAGCCUGGAAGAACUGGAACAGAUCAUCCCCAUGGAGCACGUCCAAAUCCCCGACUGUGUCCAACUAUAUGAAGAAGAAAGAAUCAAGGCCAGAAAAGAAAGGGCAGAAGAGAAACAACAUACUGAGGAGAAGGAAAGGUCUGUGCUGGUUACAGAAGAUCAAGAAACAAGCCGUGGGGCCACAGCCCGAACAGCAGCAAAGUGUGAAAUUUCCUUCUUCUCUUUCAACACCCCAAUCGGGUCUGUUUCCAUUCACUUUUCUCUGUCCUACUAUAGUGUCUCUCAUGACCCAUCUGCAGUUGUCUAGUUCCUUGCCCGAUGUAAAUGCUGUCAUUUUUAAUCAAGUGUAAAUGCAGUUUCUUUCCGAAUUACUGAAUUCCACUACGGCAAGUUUUGCCAGUGCGAGAUGUCUUUGUGGUUGAUGACUCGUUUCGCAUUUUUGGAAUUUAAUGUCUUUUCCAUUCUCACUUUAUUGUCAUAUUUCCUCACCUGAUCUGCCUCCACCAAUUCUGGUUCUCUGCUCCUUGUUGAUUUUUGUCGAUGGCAUAUGUACAGAAUUAACUUUAGCCUUUUGACAUGAUUUUGCUAAAAUCCAGUUCAUCCAAUAGUUCCAAUCAUUUUUCUGCAUGCCUUCAUGUCUAACACGUAUUUGAUCUCGAAUGAAGGACUGUUUGCAUUCCCAAAUUGCAGUUUUAACCUGAAUUCUUCAGCAUUGUUCAAGAGGUUGCAAAAUUUCCUCUAGUGUCCAGUAGCUCAUGUGAAAUGCCAUGAUUUCAUUGCCCUUUGGCAAACGGUCAUCCUGUAGUUACUCUUUUCGGGCUGCUAGUUUAAGAUUACCUAACUACGUUCCAUUUAAGAACUACUGCAACCUUUUGAGGCUCCCCUUUUAGACUGAGUGCAUGUGCUCUCACCAACAAGUCAAACAGUUAUUUGGCUAUGUGCUUUGAAUUGCUUUGUGCUUUUAACUGUUCGAUGUUUAACUAGGGAUUUUUCUUCAUUGACAAAUCUGCUCUGUAUUCACUCUGCUCCUGGUACAAUGUUGAGUGUUUUCAUUGAGAAGCAAACUGCUAAUAAAUUAUUUGGAAAA